Molecule: messenger RNA, 2352 nt
Organism: Clupea harengus (Atlantic herring)
Lineage: Eukaryota; Metazoa; Chordata; Actinopteri; Clupeiformes; Clupeidae
Gene: mcoln2
Product: mucolipin TRP cation channel 2
Cellular component (GO): membrane
Molecular function (GO): NAADP-sensitive calcium-release channel activity
Source: RefSeq, a predicted model, not a curated record
UAUAUUAUAUAUUUCAUAUAUUUUCAAGCAGCGGGCCUCAGCGUUUCAUUCCUUUUUGUAGGUUUCCUGUAACGCUUUGAGGUUGGUCCACGGGUACGGUGAAAACACACCUACAGAAUAAGAGCAUGUGUUGAUUGGUCAGAUGUUCCCAUCGCAGUUUGACCGCUGACCAAACAUGCUUUCUUUCCGUCUUUGGAACAGUUGUAAUCCAUCAGUAAUUUAAAUGAUUGAAAAGAAGCCGGAAGACCUUUGAUUAGUUGAAGAGAAAUCCACCAAUGUUAAAUAACAAUGGAGUUGUUUGCUACAUAUACCGAAAUUGGGGAGCCGGCACGGAACACAUUGGCCACAGAUCUCAGGACAGAAGAAAUAUUAAGAGAUGACCUGAAAUACUACUUCAUGAGCCCAUGUGAAAAAUACAGAGCACGUCGUCAAAAACCAUGGAAACUGUGUGUGCAGAUCUUGAAAAUCAUCAUGAUCACUACUCAGCUUGUCCUGUUUGGCCUGAACAACCAGCUUGUAGUCUCAUAUAAAGAGGAGAAUUUGAUUGCUUUCAAGAAGCUGUUCCUAAAAGGCUACAGUGGCACAGAUGAGGAUGAUUACAGUGUGUCUGUGUACUCUCAGGAAAGUGUCUAUGACAGCCUCUUUUAUACAAUAGAUCAGUUUGCCAAAUUAGGUGACCUGACGGUUGGGCCAGUGAGUUAUGCAGAGCAGGAGAACGGAACUCUGGUACCACUGGCCAUCUGCAAGGAGGCCUACAGGAGAGGCAGUGUGCAGCCCUCAGAAGAGUACUAUGACAUUGACUCCCAGACAGAAACAGUUUGCUUGAGUCUUGAUCCCCGACACAUGGCCACAUGGAAAAAAGACAAUGCAACCUUUUUCAAUCUAGAUUUCUACAGGCUCAUUGACAUUGAGAUCUCCUUCCAACUGAAAGGAAUCAAUCUACAAACAGUUCGUUCUCGAGAGCUGCCUGACUGCUAUACUUUCAGUGGUGUUAUAACAUUUGACAACAAGUGUCACAGUGGAAAGGUGAAAAUAUACCUGGAUGUUGAUGCUCAGAGCAAUACAUGCAAAAACUGGAGGAUCUCAGGAACUGCUCAGAAGAACAUGCACUACCUGCUGGUGUUUGAUGGCUUUGUUAUCUUAGUGUGUCUGGUGUCUGCUGUGCUCUGCACUCGCUCCAUAGUCCUGGCAGUCAGGCUACUUCAGAGGUUCUCAAAGUUCUUUCUUGCGAAUUAUAAUCGCAAGGUAUGUGAGGACGACAAGAGGGAGUUCUUGAAUGGCUGGUAUGUCUUGGUGAUCAUCAGCGAUGUUCUGGCAAUAGUGGGCUCAAUACUGAAGAUGGAAAUUCAGGCAAAGAGUCUUACCAACUAUGACGUGUGCAGCAUCUUCCUUGGGACGUCAACACUGAUGGUUUGGGUUGGCGUAAUCAGAUACUUGGGAUAUUUCCAGAAAUACAAUGUGCUCAUCCUCACCAUGAGAGCUUCUUUACCCAAGGUGCUUCGCUUCAGCUGCUGUGCAGGGAUGAUCUACCUGGGCUACACGUUCUGCGGCUGGAUCGUGUUGGGGCCUUAUCAUGAGAAGUUUGAGGGCCUGAGCCGGGUUGCGGAGUGUCUCUUUUCGCUGGUGAACGGAGACGACAUGUUCACCACCUUUGCCCAGUUCGAGGAGAAGACGACGCUGGUGUGGGUGUUCAGCCGCGUCUACCUCUACACCUUCAUCUCAGUCUUUAUCUACAUGGUGCUCAGCCUCUUCAUAGCCCUCAUCACGGACUCCUACGAGACCAUCAAGAACUAUCAGAAGAAUGGCUUCCCCAUGACAGACCUGCAGAAGUUCCUCAAAGCGCAGAAGGAUUUCCCCCGUGAGGAGGAACGUGCGGAGACCCAGCCAUUCCUCUCCAGUCUGUGCUGCUGCGGAAGGGUUUCAAAAGAUGACACAGUAGUUCUCAUCAGCUGAUGUCCCAUAGAACACCUGGAGAAGAGAAGGAAAGCAAACUAAGGACACUAACAUGCUGAGCACUGCCUGGCUCAGAAACAUGGAGGGGACGUAUGAGAAGAGCAGGGCUAAUGCAGCCAGAAGGGACGACUGAGAUCACAGCAAAUGGGUCGAAAGCAUUUAGCCAUCAGUUCAGUGUGGACGGACAAAUGAUGAGUGGGCCCAAUCAUUGCUCCAUUUGCACAAGGUUUACAGUGUAAAGCAAUGAGAAGGGCUGUAUUGCCGAUUGUGCAUUACCUCAAUUGCGUCAAGGGUAACAUUAUCCCUGCAGUUUAAGUCUAAAUGUGAGUUUCCUGGAAUUAUUUAUCAAUUUUGUGUGUAAUAAAGAAAUGUGACACUUUUACAUUAUAACCAUUUCCA